UAUACGCGGGCGUGUUUGAAUCUGGUCCGAGCGCGGGAAACUAUGGGUCUGUGGUGAGGUGAGCGCCGCGCGGUGAGUUGGGUGGGAGGUGAGUAGGACCGGGCGGCCGGCGACCGCGGCUGGGCGGCGGACACCGUCGCGGAUCUCACGUCCGCGGCCGCCAUCGGUUUCGAGCGCUUGUGGAGCGGGAUCCCCCCCGGCUGACUGGGAAAGAUCCCAGACCGAGAGGCGGGUCUCGCCAGGGAGGAUCUCAGCCUGGAACCCGGGUUCACUAGGUAGGACCUCAGACUAGGACGACCCCGGGAGAGGGCCCGAAUCUGACUGGCGAGGACUCCGGAAAAUGACCUGCGCACAGUAGGGAGGCUCUCAGGCAAGGACCUGAUGCAGACUACGGAGGACCGGGGACGCAGACCUGAGUCUGACUAGAGAAGACCCCUGAGAAGGAGCCUGGGGUUGUAAGGCUCCCUUAGAACAGUCACAUCCGUCAUGGAAAAACGUGAGGCGUUCAUCCAAGCAGUAUCUAAGGAGUUGGUUGAAGAAUUUCUGCAGUUUCUUCAACUUGAUAAAGAUUCUUCUAGUCCUUUCAGCUUAAGUGAACUACUAGAUGAAUUAUCAAGGAAACAGAAAGAAGAAUUAUGGCAAAGACUGAAGGACUUACUAACAGAAACAUUGUUGGAAAGCCCUGUGGACAGGUGGCAGACAGUGGAAGACGAGGGUGCAGAUGAUAUGGAAUCAGAGCACAGUCCAAAGAUGAGAAAGAGCAUAAAAAUAAUAUGUGCAAUUGUGACUGUAAUUCUUGCUUCUGUAUCUAUAAUAAAUGAACAUGAGAACUAUGGAGCCCUCCUGGAGUGUGCUGUUAUAUUGAAUGGUAUUUUAUAUGCAUUACCUGAAUCUGAACAAAAACUCCAGAACUCUAUUCAGGAUCUGUGUGUCAAAUGGUGGGAAAGGGGCCUUCCUGCCAAGGAGGACAUGGGAAAGACUGCAUUUAUCAUGCUGCUGAGGAGGAGUCUGGAGACCAAAUCAGGGGCAGAUGUGUGUCGGCUGUGGCGCAUCCAUCAGGCUUUGUAUUGCUUUGAUUAUGAUUGGGAGGAAAGUAGAGAAAUUAAAGAUAUGCUACUUGAGUGCUUCAUAAAUGUUAAUUACAUCAAGAAGGAAGAGGGAAGAAGAUUUCUUAGUUUUCUCUUUAGUUGGAAUGUAGACUUUAUUAAAAUGAUCCAUGAGACCAUUAAAAACCAGUUAGCUGGAUUACAAAAGUCUUUGAUGGUACACAUUGCAGAAAUUUAUUUCAGAGCUUGGAAAAAGGCUUCGGGGAAAAUGUUGGAGACCAUUGAAUAUGACUGCAUCCAGGACUUCAUGUUCCAUGGCAUCCACCUUCUAAGGAGGUCUCCAGUGCACUCCAAAGUCCGAGAGGUGCUGAGUUACUUUCACCAACAGAAAGUCCGUCAGGGAGUGGAAGAGAUGCUGUAUAGGUUAUAUAAGCCCAUCCUGUGGAGGGGACUAAAGGCCAGAAAUUCUGAAGUUCGAUCAAAUGCUGCACUGUUGUUUGUUGAAGCAUUUCCUAUUAGAGAUCCAAACUUCAUUGCUACUGAAAUGGACAGUGAAAUUCAGAAGCAGUUUGAAGAACUAUAUAACCUUAUAGAAGAUCCUUAUCCACGGGUCCGUUCCACAGGCAUCCUUGGUGUUUGUAAAAUAUCUUCUAAAUAUUGGGAAAUGAUGCCCCCUAACAUUCUUGUUGAUUUCUUGAAGAAAGUCACAGGGGAGCUGGCAUUUGAUAUAAGCUCAGCGGAUGUUCGGUGUUCUGUUUUUAAGUGUUUGCCAAUUAUUUUGGAUAACAAGCUGAGCCACCCAUUAUUAGAACAGCUUUUGCCAACACUCAGGUAUAGUCUCCAUGAUAACUCAGAGAAAGUGCGAGUGGCUUUUGUGGAUUUGCUGCUGAAGAUCAAGGCUGUGAGAGCUGCAAAGUUUUGGAAAAUAUGCCCCAUGGAGGACAUUUUGGUUCGUCUAGAAAUGGAUUCUCGGCCUGUAUCUCGACGCCUGGUGAGCCUCAUCUUCAACUCUUUUCUGCCCGUGAACCAGCCAGAGGAGGUGUGGUGUGAGCGCUGUGUCACGCUGAUCCAGAUGAAUCGCGCAGCUGCCAGGAGGUUCUAUCAGUAUGCCCAUGAGCAUACCGCCAGCACCAACAUAGCAAAGCUCAUCCAUGUCAUCCGCCACUGCUUGAACGCCUGUAUCCAGAGGACCCUGAGAGAGGGCCCAGAGGCCCAUAAGGAGUGCGAGAAGGAGAAUGCCAGUGUACUAGAUAAAACAUUGUCAGUGAACGACACUGCGUCCAUGGCAGGCUUACUAGAAAUCAUUGUGAUCCUCUGGAAGAACAUCCAUAGAAGCCUGGAAAAUAAUAAAGAGGCUAAAAUUUAUACCAUUAACAAGUUUGCAGCUGUGCUUCCAGAGUACCUGAAGGUAUUCAAGGAUGAGCGCUGCAAGAUCCCUUUGUUCAUGCUAAUGUCCUUCUUGCCAGCCUCUGCUGUCCCUGUGUUCAGCUGUGGUGUGAUUUCUGUUCUGAGAAAUCAAGAGAGUGUUACAGGCAGGAGCUACUGUACCUUGCUUGAUUGUCUCUGUUCCUGGGGGCAAGUGGGGCAUGUCCUGGAGCUCAUUGUGGACUGGCUGCCUACAGUGCCACCUCAAGCCAAGAGUAACUUGGCCUCUAAACGGAAAGUGGAAAUCAAUGACACGUGCUCAGUGAAACCUGAGUUAGCAUUGUUGUACAUGGAGUAUUUGCUGACCCAUCCCAAGAAUCGAGAGUGUCUCCUCUCUGUACCCCAGAAGAAACUGAACCAGCUUUUAAAAGCACUCGAGGGAUCCAAGGCAGAACUGGAAUCAUUUCUUCAGUCUCCAAGUGGGAAUCCUCUCAACUUCAACAAAGCAACUGCCCUGCAUGCCUUUGGUCUGUACUGUCGGAUGAGCGUCCAUCUUCAGUACAAGUUCUGCUCAGAAGAGAAAAUUCAUCUGUCCAUCUUGGAUGACACUGGGUCUUGGUUAGAAAACAAAGUUUUACCUCUUCUUGAAGACCAAGAAGAGGAGUAUCUGAAGCUUCGGAAGGAUGUUUAUCAACAGAUAAUCCAGACUUACCUGGCUGUGUGUAAAGAUGUUGUUAUGGUGGGACUUGGAGAUCCUAAAUUUCAAAUGCAACUUUUACAGCGGAGUUUUGGAAUAAUGAAAACAGUGAAGGGUUUUUUUUAUGUUUCAUUACUUCUUGGCAUUCUGAAGGAGAUAGCUGGAAACACCAUAAUUCACAAAACAGAUUCAGAUGAAAAAGUCACAGUGCUGUUUGACUUAGUCCAGGAAGUGUUUCAGAAGAUGUUGGAAUGCAUUGCCUGUAUCUUCAGGAAGCAACCUGAAGAAAGUCUUCCGCUCUUUCAUUCUGUUCAGACCCCUCUUCAUGAAUUCAUCACCACUAUCCAGUCCUGGCACAAGGACACUGCAGUGCACCAUGCUGUGCUUUCUACUUUGAUUGCUGCACCUGUGGUUGAGAUAAGUCACCAGCUGCAGAAGGUUUCUGAUAUAGAAGAGCUGACCUUUCCACAAUAUCUUCAUGACCUUCCUCCAUUUUCAAGGUGUUUAGUGGGAGUAAUCAUGAAGUCUUCGGAUGUGGUCAGGUCAUUUUUGGAUGAACUAAAGGCAUGUGUAACUUCUGGUGAUGUUGAAGGCAUUGUGUGCCUUACAGCUGUUCUGCAUAUUAUUUUGGUUAUUAACAAAGGUAAACAUAUGAGUGCAAAGGUGAAGGAAGUUGCAGCAGCUGUGAACAGAAAGCUGAAGACCUUCAUGGAGAUCACUUUGGAAGAGGAUAGCCUUGAAAGAUUCCUGUAUGAGUCAUCAAUGAGAACUUUGGGAGAAUUUCUGAAUCCAUGACAAAACCACCGUCUCUGGACUAAGCCCGGAGUCCUGAGUCUGUAAGGACCACAGCCAGGUCUGUCGGUGCCCAAAGAUGGAGAACAGUACAGCACUGGUGCUCUACCAUAUACCCUGUGCCUUUAACCAGCUUGCAGAGAUGGAGAAUGGUGAAAGUCAUGUGAGAGAAAGACUGGCAAACAGCUCACCACUCUCUCCAGAAGAGCUGGCAAAGCUUGUAGGAACUGUGGCAUGGGCAGCUCUUACGUUCCUUGGCCUAUGACUUACCCAUUAUUUAUUAUUUGUUGUGAAAUUCUCCUGGAACANAUUUCUCUUUGGCCUUUCAGCAGGGCUAUCAUUAGCCCACACAGGACCUUUCUUCAAAAGACAAAAAGAAUCACUUCUUCAAAAUAUUUUAUUGCCCCCUGUUGAACAGUUGUAAUAUAUACACUGAUAUGAAGUGUCUGCUUACUCCAUUGCACUUGGGCUCAGCUCAACUCUUACAUCUGAGCUGUGACUUUUACAUUUUAGCCUUACUCUAAGGGCAACAGCCUCCUUCUACAAAAGGCAUUCUCAGUUCAGAGAAGACUUCUUCUUUGAGUGUUGCUGUGUACUAUGCAUAUUCAGGGACAGAGCAGGCAUUAAGAAAAAAACAAAAACAAAACAAAAAGGCCCAAAAGCCAACCAAAGUGGAAGUGAAUUGAGGAAGGCCUGGACUAGGAGUGAGUUGCCACCUAGAAAUGAUUGUUGUUUCUCAAGCCACAGUGAAGUAUUGCUCAGUGGAUAUACGUGCCCAGUUGCCUCUGUUUUCCCUCUGCANGUCGAUGGCAAAGGCAUCAGCCUUUUCCUGUAUUGACUAUUGAAGAGUAACCAAAGAACUCAAAAGUUAAAGGGUUGCCCUGGUCCUGUAUAAAUGAUGGGUUAAUGAUACGAAAGAGAAAAAGGAUCUUGUUUAAAAGUGACAUAAUAUGCAGCCAUACAUAGGCAAUAAUGUGUUCAUGUCCUUCGUUAAAAAUGCUUUAAAAUGCUAGGAGGAACCAUGGCACUAGCACCUGGGCUGUAGGGCAAUGCUAGACUUCUAUAGUCUGUGUUACCCCCCCCCCCCUCAGCAUCCUUUCCCCAUCAAAGACUCUGGCAAGUAGGGCUGAGUAGCCUUAGAGAGCUCAGGUAUGACUGACUACACUGGCCAUGGAGGAUGGCCUCAGCAGGUGGGAAAGAGGAAAGGUAGCCAGAUCAGGCUGAGGAUUUGACAUCACACAGGAUUAGACAGUUGCAGAAGUUGAACCAGUUUGCCUUGUAGGCAGCUAUAACGACAAAUGCAACAAGGAUAUGAGGGAAGUUGGCAAACUAACAAGAACAAAUGCAACAAGGAUAUGAGGGAAAUUGGCAAACUAACAAGACUUGACUUUGAAUGAUGUAAUGUCCUGCUGGGAGGAUCAUUAGUAUAAUGAGAAGAAUUCACAUCAUGACAUAGAAUGCCUUGCAACUUACUGAGCUGAUUAUCCUCCAACUCUUAGGACUUUUAAAAAUAAUCAUGAUUGGAUUGUUUUAGUUCUCUUAUUUUUAUGAGGUGGUUAUAUUGAAGAAGAAGGAAGGUAGAGUCAAGAUAUCUGGUCCCUGAAAGUUAGAUGUCAGAUGAUUUCAAAAUUAUAGCUAAAUUUUUUAAAUACUCUGCUUUUCAUUGAUGGGUGAGGCCUACAAUAUUCAUUUUAAUAGACAAAAAGGAACAUCAGCAAUACUUUGUUUAAUUUAUAGACUAACUUGGUCUGAGGUUUCAAAGACUGUUGAAUGCUAAUCCCUAGACAUUGUCUUUACUUUCAGUCUGAACACUCUCAUGAGGUGACCAUUGUUACCCUUGUUAGAAGUACUAAGAUUAGGUUUUAAAAGCAAUUUUUCCUAUGUACUUACUUAUGGAUGGCACAGUUUGGACAGGUAGUAUUAUUCCUUGGUCAAAAUAUUUCAGCUAAAUAUUGAAUGAAUUGGAAUUAUUAGGCAUAUUUUUCUUGCUAUUAAUCUUGAUUACAUAAAGAUUGGGCUGGUAAAAUUAAAAUUUUAAAAUAUUGCUGCUAAAGACAAGGCCUUUGACUGACCUGAGAAGUCAGUUACUUCUUUCCUUUUUCAGUACAUCAAAUAACAAUGUGUGAUACAGGUGUUUUCUUUUGGGCAUAAGAAAAAACACUAAAAAGCAAAAAUAAACGAGGAAAAACAACAGCAACAAAACAAAAUGUAAAAAUGUAGAUAGACUCGAGGCAUAUUGUGUUUAGGGUCAACUAAUACAAGUUGUUAAGCUUGUGGCUACAAAGCGUUUGAUAAUAUAUAUGAAAAGCUCUAGACAUUUUUGAAACACAACCUAGCUAAUGCUGUCUCUUAUCUGUUGGAGAACGUCCAAAUUUUUUUACAUUCCAAGCCCUUAUGCCCAAGAUUUAGAAUGAAUGGUAUUAUUCAUCAUACCUCCUACUGACAGGUUUGGUUUAUGCAUCAUUUUUAGGCACUUAGGGAGGAGCUCAGGGAGGAGCUCACAGGUUGAUAACUUUGUAAUGAGAGACAUGGGAGGUGCGCCUGUAUUCUUAUAUCAUCCUAGCACCAAUACUUAACAUAUUUAGGUUGUCACAGUCAGAUGGCUCAAGAAAUGUUUGCAUUAGACUUUAAAGCAGUACAGAGGGUAUAUUUUUUUUCUCUCAUUGG
Mus caroli (Ryukyu mouse) is the source of this 6567-nucleotide messenger RNA. The record is from RefSeq and is a predicted model, not a curated record. NCBI's taxonomy places the organism in Eukaryota, Metazoa, Chordata, Mammalia, Rodentia, Muridae.